Rubroshorea leprosula is the source of this 5861-nucleotide messenger RNA. NCBI's taxonomy places the organism in Eukaryota, Viridiplantae, Streptophyta, Magnoliopsida, Malvales, Dipterocarpaceae. The record is from the annotation of a GenBank genome assembly.
CAAAGGAAACCCUAAUUAGCUCUCUCCCGUCUCUCACGGUAAAAAAAAAGGGGAAAUUUAUUUUUCAAAAAUAUCGGGAAAUUAAUUUCAAAUAUCGACAAAUCCAUUAGGGUUUCAAAUCAAAAUCAAAAUCCCUAGAUUGCAAACCCUAGCCUGCGAUUCGAUUUUGUGAUCUUGACGAUUUGGAGAAGGAGAUUGACGUUUGGCGGUACACCGACCCAGAUCUGUAAUGUGUGGAGGGAUGUGUGAUGGGAAUGUGAAGAUUGGGGGAUUUGGGAUUUGGUGUGUGGAUUGAGGAGUUGUUGAUGGACAAUAAUAGCAUUGGAGCGCAAAUUCCUAAGAAGUCGAGAUCUUUGGAUCUUAAGAGUCUCUAUGAAGCUGAAGAUUCAAGGCAGCCUCAGAACAACAGCUUGAAAAGGAAGGACAGUGGAGUGUCGGGCGAUGAUGACAAGAGGAAUAAGAGAAAGAAGAGGAGGAAAGCUGUACCUGUGAGCAGUUUUAAGGAUAUUGAUGAUCGUAGCAGAAAGAGUUCAAAUCAAGUGUGUGAUGGUGGUGUGAGUGCAGAUUCACAUGAUUCUGAGGGCUCCAAGAAGGCGAGAUUGAGUCAGAAAUUGAAGAACAGUUCUGGCUUUAAUGGCAUUUCACUUAAUUUGGAUCAUAGUGCUGGUGGAAUCCCCAGGCGUAAACGUGGAUUUGUGGGGCGGAAUAAGUUUGAGGGCAGUCAGUUGAACUCUCCCGGGCAAUCUAGUAAUGUCCUUGUUAAUCAGACUGCAAAGUUAACUAGUGAUGACUCAGGCACUCAAGAUGAUGAGUCUUCAAAGGUUAGAAGAAAGAACAAGGGUAAAGCUGAUCACAAGGAAAAUAUACACAGUGAGCAAUGCUCAGCUCAAUGUGUGAAGGAGGAAGAAGGUCUUGCUGGUCAUUCAGUUGUAAAUAAUGGUAGCUCCUUGAAAAGAUCACGGAGAAAUCCUAGAAAAAGGAAGGCUUUGGGAGAGGAUUGUAAAAACGUUGUGCCUGAGCCUUUGGCUGAUUCUAAAAUUAAUAUAUAUGACCAUUUGCAAGAAGAUGAUGAGGAGAAUCUUGAAGAGAAUGCUGCAAGGAUGCUAUCAUCACGAUUUGAUCCAAGUUUUGCUGGAUUUUCUUCGAAAGGCAAUGCCUCUGCAUCACCAUCGGUGAAUGGGUUAUCAUAUUUGUUAUCUUCUGAUCGGAAUUGUGCUGGUCCUGGGUCUGAGUCUGCAUCAGCUGAUAUGGCUGGCCGAGUGUUGAGACCAAGGAAGCAUCAUAAAGAGAAGGGAAGUUCAAGGAAAAGGCGCCAUUUUUAUGAAAUUUUCUCUGAGAAUUUGGAUGCAUAUUGGGUACUGAACAGGAGAAUCAAAGUGUUUUGGCCUCUGGACCAGAGCUGGUAUUAUGGCCUUGUUAAUGACUAUGAUGAAGAAAAGAAGCUUCAUCAUGUAAAAUAUGAUGACCGCGAUGAGGAAUGGAUUAAUCUACAAAAUGAAAGAUUUAAGCUCUUGCUCUUUCCUAGUGAAGCACCUAGCAAGUCUGAGCGGAGAAGGUCCCGGAGAAGACAUAAACAAUCUGAUGAAGACAAGAGCAGGUUGAAGCUCAGCAAGGAAGAAAGGAGAAACUCCAUGACAGAAGAUGAUAGCUUUGAGGGGAGUUAUAUGGAUUCUGAGCCUAUCAUCUCAUGGUUGGCUCGCUCUACUCACCGGGUCAAAUCUUCUUCACUUGGUGCUCUGAAAAGACAGAAAACAUCUGCUGCUCUAUCUCCCACUUCUAUGAGACCACAAUCCUGUGGUGAAGCUGUAGAUGUACAUGGCUAUUUUGAUGAGGGCUCACUUGAAGGUGACAAAAUUAAAUUGUCCAGUGAUGCUACUUUGUCAGAUAGACUAGCUGUUGGCAGAUGGGGUAGACAGUCUUCUUUUGAGAACCCCAGGUGCCCCAAAGGAGGCAAGCUUCCAAUAGUUUAUUUCAGGCGACGCUUUCGUGGGACAGGAAAAGCAUCAUCUCUCAGAUCUCAGGGUGAUCAUUUUGGUGCAAGCAUGCAUGGAUCUGUUCCGUCUCUCGACCCUUUUCUUUAUGAGUUCAAUGAUUUUGAAGAACAAGGUAUUUAUCUGGAGAGAUCAGAUCCUAAAAGGGAUUUGUGGUGCACUAAUGAUGCUGGACAAUUGGAAUUAAACACAUCAUUGUUAGGUACAAAACAAUUCAGAUUUGAGUUGAGAUUUCCAGUGUUUUCUGUCCCAAAGAACGCACUUGGAGUUGAGAAGUUUGGGCUGUCUCAUUCUUGGUCACCUCCUCAGACUGGUGUGGUCAUGACUACAUGGCCAUUGGUUCGUUUGGAGAUCCUUUUUGUUGAUAAUAUUGUUGGACUGAGGUUUCUAGUGUUUGAAGGUUGCUUGAAGCAGGCUGUAGCCUUUGUCUUCCAGGUCCUGGCGGUAUUUUAUGAAUCUACUAAACAGGGAAAAUUUGCUGAUUUGCAGUUGCCGGUGACUUCAAUCAGAUUCAAAUUUUCUUGCAGCCAAAAUCUUGUGAAGCAGCUUGUCUUUGCAUUCUACAGCUUCCAUGAAGUAAAGAAUUCAAAAUGGACUUUCCUGGAUUCUAAGUUUAAAAAGCAUUGUUUGCUAUCUAGGCAACUACCACUGUCUGACUGCACUUAUGAUAAUAUUAAGGCACUUCAAAAUGGAUCCAAUUGUCUACCAUGUUCCCCUGCUUGUAGGGAUUUCUCCUCAGUUGAGGGUUUAAGGAAGAAGGUGUCCAGGCAAGGCAUCAGCCUUAUGGGUGUCUCCAGGGAAUCUAGUCAUUUGAAAGUUGGCCAUUUAUCUUCUAAAUCUGACAGGCAGAGGAAUCUUCCUCCAUUUGCACUUUCUUUUGCUGCUGCACCUACUUUCUUUCUUAGUUUGCAUCUUAAGCUACUUAUGGAACAUAGUCUGGCUUACAUUGGCAUGAGGGAUCAUGACUCCAUUGAGCAACCUGGUAGCUUGGGCAGGUCAAUUGUAGAUGACAAUUCUGUUGUGGAGAACUUGUUGCAAAAUGUUUCUGAGAGUGGUCUUGAGAGAAGUUUGAAGGGCUCAUCAAGGAGUGCUACUUCUGAUGGAUGCUUGAAUUCAGUUAAAUCAGAUUUACAGACUGUUGAUUUAUCCAUUUGCAAUGGACAGUGCAAAAAAUCCUCUUCUAAGUCCCAAAAUGGUGAUCUAAACAUUGACGGAACCUCUGUUAAUUCCAGUGAACUAGGAGAAGUUGGUGAGAAUACUGCUGUACCAUUGCAGAACUGCUACUGCAGUCAUUUGGAGUCGGAGCAGUGUGUUUCAUCAUUGAAGCUACCAGUUGAUGGUGAUAAGACUAAAACCGGGUCAAAUCCUGUUUAUAAUGGUAUCAGGGUUGAGAUUCCAGUCUUUAAUCAAUAUGAAAAGCAUGCUGAUAGGGAGUUACAUAGCACCCUACCCUCUAAUGAUUUGACUUGCAGUAUGAAUGGUGGUGUUAUUCCAAGCCCAAACCCUACUGCUCCUAGAAGUACAUGGCAUCGAAAUAGAAGUAGUUUAGUCAGUGGUUACCUUGCACAUGGAUGGUCAGAUGGAAAGGCUGACUUAUUUCACAACAACUUUGGUAGUGGAUCCAGGAAGCCAAGAACUCAGGUGUCAUACUCAUUGCCUUUUGGAGGUUUGGAUUAUAGCACAAAGAACAAAGUCCAUCCCCAGAAGGGACUUCCUCAUAAGCGAAUUAGGAAGGCUAAUGAGAAGAGGUUGUCAGAUGUUUCUAGAGGUUCUCAAAGAAACAUGGACUUGUUAUCCUGUGAUGCAAAUGUGCUAAUUACUCUUGGUGACAAAGGUUGGAGAGAAUCUGGGGCACAGAUUGUACUGGAGCUUUUUGAACAUAAUGAAUGGAAGCUUGCUGUAAAAAUAUCAGGGACAACAAAAUAUACAUAUAAAGCUCAUCAAUUUCUGCAGCCUGGCUCUACAAAUCGGUAUACCCAUGCCAUGAUGUGGAAAGGAGGAAAGGAUUGGAUCUUGGAGUUUCCUGAUAGGAGCCAGUGGGCUCUUUUCAAGGAGAUGCAUGAAGAGUGCUAUAAUCGUAACAUCCGUGCUGCUUCAGUUAAAAAUAUUCCUAUUCCUGGGGUCUGCUUGAUUGAGGAAUAUGAUGAUAAUGGAACAGAAGCAGCAUUUGUUCGCAGUACUUCCAAAUACUUUCGGCAGGUCGAAAAUGAUAUUGAGAUGGCUUUGAAUUGUGCACAGAUCUUAUAUGACAUGGAUAGUGAUGAUGAGCAGUGGGUUUUGAGAAUUUGUAAUACUUCAGAAGCUGGUGAUGGCUGCUUGCUUGAAAUUUCUGAAGAAAUGUUUGAGAAGACAAUGGACAUGUUUGAGAAGGUUGCCUAUGUUCAACAGCGUGAUAAUUUCACAUCUGAAGAAAUAGAGGAACUGACGGUGGGCGUUGGGCCAAUAGAAACAGUCAAAGCUAUCUAUGAGCAUUGGAGGCAGAAGCGGCAGAGAGUGGGGAUGCCUUUAAUCCGACAUCUUCAGCCACCACUGUGGGAAAGAUAUCAGCAGCAACUGAGAGACUGGGAGCUAGCCAUGUCGAAAGUCAACUCUAUGUUCCCAAAUGGAUGUUCGGAGAAGGUUUCAUCCAUUGAGAAACCACCCAUGUUUGCUUUCUGUCUAAAACCGCGUGGCUUGGAAGUGCUGAACAAGGGUUCAAAACACAGAUCCCAGAGGAGAAUUUCAGUUUCUGGGAAAAUUAAUGCAACCUUGGGGGAUCAUGAUGGUUCUCAUUCUUUUGGAAGAAGACCAAAUGGGAUUGCUUUUGGGGAUGAGAAGUAUGUAUAUCCAGCAUAUAACUAUGAAUCUUUUGAUGAUUCCCCAUUAUCUCAGGCAUCACCAAGGGUAUUUUCACGACGAGAUACAGGCAGCACUGGAUAUUUCUCCGUGGGCUAUGAUGGAUUUGAUAGGAAUCAUCACCAGAAACUUCAAAGAAGCAAGUCAAAGAAAGAUGGACCUUCUAAUGAAAUGCAAAUGUUGGCUUCCUACAAUCAGAGAUUAAUGGGCAGGAGAAAUGGAAUAAACAGGUGGAAUCUGGGCUUUUCUGAUUGGCCAAGCCAGCAGCAUUUCUACUCGGAUGACUAUUUAAAGCAUGACCUUGAGCAGUUGGAUGGUUCUGAUCUUGAUGAGUAUAGGUUGCGUGGUGCAUCUGCUGCAGCCCGCCAUGCACUUAACAUGGCAAAGCUCAAGAGAGAAAAGGCCCAUAGAUUGAUGUUCCGAGCAGAUGUGGCAAUCCACAAAGCUGUGGUUGCCCUAAUGACUGCUGAUGCAGUUAAAGCUUCUUAUGUGGGGUCAAAUGACAACCCAAAUGGUGAUGAGUAGGAUGAUGUGAUGCAGAAAUUGGUCAGAGCUUUGAGUUGUGGAAUUGAAGAGUACUCAAGGCAUUGGCAUUGCUUUUGCUUGCUGGUUUUGCCAUUUCUUGUUAUGGUUGCCUGGAGCCCUCGUUGAUGGAUUCAAGAGAAAUGUUCUAACUGGAUGAUAGUUAUGGGCAAAAACAGAAGCAGCUUUGCACUUGUGCUUCAAGUUGUUGUUGCGGUUUAGGUAUGGAGCUCUACAGUUUUUCACCGGCUAGUUCUUUUUCCCACAGCAGGUCGGCAAACAGUUGUAUUGAUCCUGCGGGUAAGGGUUUGUAUGGAAUUGGAAUUUUGGCUGCCGGUCAUUUUGUACAGAUUUUUUGUUAACCUUUUAUCCUUAGUCUUUGAUAGCGAAGUAGCAGUUGGCCAAAAUAAUACAUCCAUUACAGUUUCUUGUCUUACUGAAACGUUUGGAGCAUUUCGUAGAUAUGUAUUUUUCAAAAGAAAAGAUGAAAAAAAAGAAAUUUCCUGUAAGUAA